Molecule: messenger RNA, 1381 nt
Organism: Oncorhynchus tshawytscha (Chinook salmon)
Lineage: Eukaryota; Metazoa; Chordata; Actinopteri; Salmoniformes; Salmonidae
Exons: 5
Coding region: 139-816 (225 amino acids)
Source: RefSeq, a predicted model, not a curated record
GACUUGCCCCCCUCCUUCCCACUGCUGGGAACAGUCAAGAGGCUGAACCACAAAGUGAAAGUAUGUUCUUAGCUUGUGAGAUGUGCCACUUGGACUGGACUAUAGGGAGAUUGGAAUCAAAUUGAGAAAGGCCUUAACAUGGCAUUGGUCUUCAGCUUGUCCACUCUCAUGUUUCUCCUCAUCACUGGGAUGGAGACAUCCAAAAGUCUAAGUCAGGGCCCAGAUUUGAAGCAGGUCAUCCAGGUGGACUCUGGGAAGGAUGCAGUCCUAGAGUGCUCUGUGAACUUCAAUGGGAUAUCCCCUGGUAAUGUAAACAUAGAGAAGGUUGUGUGGUGGAGGCUGGACCAGAAUGGUCUUCACAAAGGUGGACCUGUGUUCAUAUGCAACAUAUUCAAUCAACAAUCCUCCAAUCCCAGGAUGCCACUGAGCCCAAAAUAUCAGCUUCCCAUGCCACCUGCCAAUGAGAAAGACAAAGUUGUGUCCCUGUUGGUCAAAGAAACCCAGCCUGAAGACGAGGGUCCGUAUGAGUGUGUGGUGAACACUGACAGUGGAAUCACAAAUUGUAACUUCAUGCUGAAGGUCACAGGUAACCUCACAGUACGAGACCAGCACCAGGGUCCUGGAAAUGUUGCGGAUAAACAGGAAAUUCCAAAGAACAGUUACAUGAGUGUGGCUGCUGUAUGUGUGGUAGUAGGCACUCUUGCCAUUGGACUGCUGCUUCUCAAGCUGUUUCAAGCCAGAAGACUCAGACAAGGUUGGACCAAUGGGAACGUGCCACACUGUAAGUUCAGGACGGACAUUCCUAACAGAUGUUGAACUGAAAACCAACUAUUUCCAUGGAUAAUUCCCUAUUACAGAAAAACCACUAUUUCCAUUGAUCGUUGUUACUCUAUUGACUUCUCAUCCUCUGUCUCUGCAUUGUGUAUUUAUCUUUGAAAUAUUCUUAUUGUUGGUAACAGGCUGAUUGGUCAGCUAUUUGAGCGGUAAAAGGGGCUUUACUAUUCUUGAGUAGCGGAAUGACUUUUGCUUCCCUCCAGACCUGAGGGUAAACACUUUCUAGUAAGCUUAGAUUAGAUAGGCAAUAGGGUCCGCUAUUAUUUUCAGUAAUUUUCCAUCCAAGUUGUCAGACCCCCGUUGCUUGUCACUGUUGAUGGUGACAACCCUAAGCAGUUCCCUCCCUAUCCUGCAGUUCAGAAGGACGACUGUACCUUUGGUGUGUCUGGGCCAGUAAAGACUGCUGAGGGGAGGAUGGCUCAUAAUAAUGGCUGAAAUUUAGUCAAUGGAGUGGUAUCAACCAUAUGGAAACCAUGUCUUUGAUGUGUUUGAUACCAUUCCAUUUACUCCAUUCCAGACAUUACUAUGAGUCAUCCUCCCCUCAGCA